CAUACACAGCGCACAGGAACAACUUUCACUCACAUCAUUACGCAUGGCUCUGGCGUUGCGCACAACAGCGACUGUAACACCGUCUUGGAAGAAACUGAUGGGAUUCUAAGUAAAAUAAGAGACAGCAACAACAAGCUACAAAAAAAAAAAGACGGUUUAAGGAUUUUUCAAGAGAUUAUUCCCAUUGUGCCAAUAAUGAUCUCCGCACGCAGAACAGGAUAUCCUCUUCGUGCCGUGUAAUUAUACAGCUAUAGGUCUAAAUCCGACACGCUAUCCGACUUCUCAUUUCACACAGAGAUGGAUCUGUGGGGAGUUUAUCUGUUUCAUCUCAUAAGUUUGGCUCUGUUAGAGGUUAUACUGGCCAGCAGAGACUGCUUGGUGGCUGGGGACUCAUGCUCGAGUGAUGAGACUUGCAGUCCACGGCUGCGGACUUUGCGUCAGUGUGUGGCGGGCAAUGGCAGCAUGAAGCUGGGCCCCGGUGCCAGAAGCCAGUGUGCCAACGCAGUGUCCGCUCUACUGUCCAGCCCAUUACAUGGAUGCCAGUGUAAACGAGGCAUGAAGAAGGAGAAGAACUGCCUGAGCAUCUACUGGAGCCUUCAUCAGUCUGUCAUACAUGGACUCAACCUGGUGGAAAGUUAUCCCUAUGAGACAGUGCAGAGGGAUUACGACUAUGUCCGCUUGGCAUCUAUUACAGCUGACUCUGACGUUGGCAUGACAACUGUGAAUCGCUGCCUGGAUGCAGCCAAGGCCUGCAAUGUUGACGACUUGUGCCAGAAACUCCGCACAGAAUAUGUCUCAGCUUGUAUCAAACCCACUGCCAAGUCGGGGCUGUGCAACCGGCCUAAAUGCAAUAAGGCUCUGCGCAGGUUCUUCGACCGUGUUCCCGCUGAUUACACACAUGAGCUGCUCUUCUGCCCUUGUACGGACACGGCGUGCGCAGAGCGUCGAAGGCAGACCAUUGUACCUAGCUGCUCUUAUGAAAGCCCUGAAAAACCCAACUGCAUCACACAGAUGAGGAUCUGCAAAGCUGACUAUGUUUGCAGGUCUCGUCUGGCACAGUUUCAGUACGACUGCGAACCUGCCGAAACGUCUGCCAAUGGCUGCAAGCAAGGGAACUCUGGAGCCUGCCUUCUCGCCUACACAGGGCUCAUAGGAAGUACGAUAACUCCCAACUACGUUGACAACUCCACGUCCAGUGUGGCUCCGUGGUGCUCCUGCUCAGGCAGUGGGAGCCAGAGAGAGGAGUGUGAUCUUUUCCUGGGAUCCUUCACUGACAACAUCUGUCUCCGGAACGCUCUCACAACAUUUGGAAGCGAAUCAGACCAACAGCCGACUCUCGGCCAGCCCAGCGCACCCAGCCCCGGCCACAGCAGCAGAGAGAACAGGAGCGCCACUUCUCCACCAGAAACCAUAGAGACUAUGAGGAACAUUCUGGAUACAAUCAUACCAACACAGGCCCUAGGAAAUGAGCUGCUAGUGGGUCAGUCCACCCUGCCAUCCAACAGCCUCCCAAACACUGCUUCACCUCCCAGCCUACUGCUUCAGCCUGCCUUCAGCCUUCUGUUGUUGCUCCUUCAUCUGCUAAACAAUGGACACUAAAGACUGUAGGGGAGCGUGCUGAGGACCCUCCUAGUAUCCAAACAGAUGGGAGGACCAAUGCAGUUCAAAGGAAAAUGGACCAUGUGGCUUUACUCCUCCCUCUAAAUAUGUACAGCAGUUCUGUUUUUUCUAUUUUUGUGUCUCAGUGGUCCAGUUCCACCUGUCAGGGUUCUCACUCAGAGUGUGGGAGACCUCUGCAGAUUGAAGCCAGUCUGUACAUUUGUACAUUACCAUUGCGAUCAAGUCGAGCCAAAAUGAAGUCAGAGUACCGCUUUUGUGGACUAACCCUGCCCUCAGCUACCCAACUGUAUCCAUUUUCAAGAGUUAUUAUGAAAAUUUAAAGAUGAUGUGUAUGAUGCAAAGACAUGAAGUAUGUCAGUACCUGUGAAGAUCUGUAUUAUCAACAGAAGCUCUUAUGUGAAAUACUGUACAGGAAAAUAGUUGGAGUAAACCAGUGAACUCUGUGUCUGAUCGGAACUUGCCGCACAAUGUGAUUGGAGAGCUGCUGGAGUAUAUGGGGCUUUAAUACCACUCUCCUCAAGUGACUCAAAGAGGAGGUACAUUAUUUCUGAUCAAUACUGGAAUAGUGGAGCGACAGACAGAGAAUAGAGCAACAUUUUUCUCAGACAUCCUGGACAAAGGUCCUGAUGUCCAGCAGCGCUGUCUAGAAGAGAGGUGGCAAACCAGAGUACACAAGAUCAACUCUGGCAUAAUAAUCGUCCUCACCAUCAAACUGUUGCCCUUUGUCAAACUCUCUCAAACCACUUUAUUUGUUAUUGCUAAAGCUACGGUAGCUAUUCAUAGAAAACACAAGAUUUUGGUCUUUAUCAGCAAAGACAAGCCCUUGGACUUGAAAGGAAAUAAUCAGAAAAGCAGUAACUCUUUACCUGUAGCUGCUGUACUAUGUGUUUGUGAACAUAAAACACCUUUAUUUCUCAUUGUGUACGUGAACAUUGCUCUACGGGGCUCUGAGUUUUUGUGCCAGAGAGGAAAGUGAAUGGUUUGAAGUAUUGAGUGUGACCACCACUCGUGCAGAGCCUGUUUGAGAUUAGACAGUUAUGAAUGAUUCAGUAUUUUCUGUUCUGGGAACGUGCCACUGAAUUCUGAACAGGACCAGAGGUGCUGCAAA
Toxotes jaculatrix (banded archerfish) is the source of this 2728-nucleotide messenger RNA. It is a transcript of the gene gfra4b, whose product is annotated as GDNF family receptor alpha 4b. The record is from RefSeq and is a predicted model, not a curated record. The transcript has 8 exons. Gene Ontology annotation, molecular function: signaling receptor activity. Bases 298 to 1599 code for a protein of 433 amino acids. Gene Ontology annotation, biological process: nervous system development. Gene Ontology annotation, cellular component: signaling receptor complex; external side of plasma membrane. NCBI's taxonomy places the organism in Eukaryota, Metazoa, Chordata, Actinopteri, Toxotidae.